GAAUUUGAUAAGUUCAAUUCUAGUAGGUCUUUGAAUAAUUGUUAUGGGAAAGUCCAACAAACCUACUUUUUUAACACAAGGAGUGGGGGAAAAUAAAUGGAAUAGCCUAAGUUCGUGGCUAAGUGAUAAGCAGUGUACUGGUAAAGUAGACAUUCACUAAUUGUAACCUCUGGAACUUCGUAGAUAAUAUUGGCACAAAAGUGCAUGCAUUUUAGUUGUUUUUUAAACGAGUUCUAUUGUUAUCAAGAUACAAAAUAAGUAACUUACCGUGAAGGUUGUCAGUUUUUUAUUAAAGAAAUUUCCAAAUGGAUGACUUUGACAAAAUAUUGAAAACGUUUUACUGGCCCGACUAUCUUAUGUUAAUAUUGAUACUAUUAAUAAGUUUGAGUAUUGGGUUCUAUUUUGGAGCUGUUAAGGGUUUCAAAAGUACAGAAGAUUAUUUAAUGGGUAAUAGAAAAAUGCAACUUUUUCCAAUUACAAUGUCGCUGAUAGCAAGCUAUGUUAGUGGAAUUUCUAUUUUGGGGAUCCCCACAGAUGUUUACCUUUAUGGAAUUCAUUAUAUAUUCUCUCUGAUUGGACUCGUAAUUACCUCAGUAAUAAUGAACUACAUCUACUUGCCUGUUUUUUAUAAUUUAAAAUUAACUUCAUGCUACGAAUACUAUGAAAAAAGAUUUGACAAAAAAGUCAGAAUAUUCGGAUCUGUUUUGUUUGGAAUUAACACGAUAACAUGGAUUGCACUAGUUAUGUAUGUAUCCGCUCUUACUUUAAAUAAAGUUACAGGACUUAGCAUACAUUUAAUCACCCCUACGGUCUGCAUAGUCUGCAUAUUGUACACAUUACUGGGAGGUUUAAAAGCUGUUGUCUGGACAGACGCAGUGCAGUCCAUAAUAAUGCUUUGUUCGUUGUUAUUGCUUGUAAUAAAGGGCACAUUUGACGUUGGUGGACUACAUGUAGUCUUAGAAAGAAACCUGAAGAGUGGACGCAUUGAAGGCCCUAGUUUAGAUCUAAAUCCUACGUCCAGAUACACCCUUUGGUCACUAUCUAUAGGAGCUGCAGUCUACUUUCUGGUAACAACCUGCACUGAUCAAACUAUGCUACAAAGAUAUUUAGCACUACCUUCAUUGAAAAAAGCAAAAAGCGCAAUGUACCUUUUUGUCAUCGGAUACGGUAUCUUCGUCGCAUUAUGUUGUUACAGCGGUCUUUUACUAUAUGCAACAUUUUACAAAUGCGAUCCUCUGAAAACACAACUUCCGGUAAAAAAAGACCAGCUGCUACUCCUUCUCGUUAUGAAAGUUUUGUCUACGUGUCCUGGUUUACCUGGUAUUUUUAUAGCAGGAACACUGAGUGCCUGUCUAAGUUCCUUAUCAACUGGGCUCAACUCGAUGGCAGCUGUAGUUGUACAAGACUGUCACAAUUUUUACUUCAAACAAACUAUGACAGAAACAAAGGCAGCCCGAAUAAUGCAACUUACUAUAAUCUUUUCUGGAACCAUGUGUGUAUGCUUAGUGUACCUAAUACAACAGUUAGGUACCAUAUUACAGGUUUACAUGAGCGUAGGAGCCAUCACAAAUGGAGCGUCACUUGGCUUAUUUACAGCUGGCAUUAUUUUUCCAUCAAUAAAUAACAAGGGAGCCCUAAUGGGUGGAAUAUCGUCUCUAGUAUUUAUGGCAUGGUUAUGUUUCAAAGCUCAAGCUGCAAUAAGUUCUGGAGAACUGUUGUAUAUUCAAAAACCUCUAACAACUGAGACAUGUCCACCUAAUUUAACACAUGUCCGACUCGAAGCGGACCAUUUACUGUUGAACGCGUCAACAUUAGACCAUUCUGGAAAAAGUUUUAAUUUUUAUCACGUCUCGUACCUUUGGUAUACUUUAAUUGGAACAACGGUUGUAAUUGUAGGUGGUCUUAUAAUCAGCAUGAUAAUCAAGGACUCGAAAAAAGUUGAUCCAAAGUUGCUGAUACCGUUAAAUAGAAACAAGGCAGAAAAAACGUAUAGUCUUACUUCAGCUGAAGAGAAUAGCUUAACAUCUUCGUCGAAAAUUUAACUUACUUGAUAUGCACUGCAUUAGUUUUAAGCUUAUUCUUGCAUUCCACUGGUGACACCAAAAAGUUAUGGACUCUCCUGAUGAACUCAAUGAUCUUUACACUUUAAUUGUGAUUUAAUUCUGUUUUCCACAAAUAAAAGCAUAAUUAAAAUGUAAAAACCACCAAGUAU
Molecule: messenger RNA, 2212 nt
Organism: Zophobas morio
Lineage: Eukaryota; Metazoa; Arthropoda; Insecta; Coleoptera; Tenebrionidae
Product: sodium-coupled monocarboxylate transporter 1-like
Exons: 14
Coding region: 306-2042 (578 amino acids)
Biological process (GO): transmembrane transport; sodium ion transport
Cellular component (GO): membrane
Molecular function (GO): symporter activity
Source: RefSeq, a predicted model, not a curated record